Molecule: messenger RNA, 309 nt
Organism: Phaeodactylum tricornutum CCAP 1055/1
Lineage: Eukaryota; Bacillariophyta; Bacillariophyceae; Surirellales; Neidiaceae
Exons: 1
Coding region: 1-309 (102 amino acids)
Source: RefSeq, a predicted model, not a curated record
AUGAAACCGUAUCCUCGCAAUAUUCCCGUCGACACAGGGUCCAACACUCUUAGCGCAUUACGGUUGCAACGGUCAAGUCGAUCCGGUGCUCAAGUGCUCCUGCCGUCUGGUGGUGCCGCAACAAGUCCAAUGGCGAAUCCAACCACUCACAUGUCCAGGAUGAGAUUGCUAGAUAUCAUCGAAUCUGCACUACGCAUAGUGGAAGAAACUGAGGAAGAAGAAGAGGAGAUCGCGGGCGGCGCUUUAUCAGAGGGGGGUACCAGACAAUAUUUUGAGCGCCCUAGUGGCGGAGCUCCUCCUGCAGCCUAG